This is a messenger RNA of Lichtheimia ornata, 507 nucleotides long. RefSeq lists its product as uncharacterized. The record is from RefSeq and is a predicted model, not a curated record. The transcript has a single exon. Bases 1 to 507 code for a protein of 168 amino acids. Lineage: Eukaryota; Fungi; Mucoromycota; Mucoromycetes; Mucorales; Lichtheimiaceae.
AUGUCGUACAAUCAACAAUACUCUUCUACUGGCACUGGACAAGGCAAUUACAGCGGUGCUGAUAUCGAUCGUACCAUGCACGACCAAACCUAUCAAUCCGAAUACACUGGUAGCCAAAAUGAGCCAUUGAAUCAAUCAAGCUUCAACGAUAACAACAACACCAGUGGAUUUGCAAACAACCCCACCACCACACAACAAUCGUCGGGUGGUCAAUAUAGUGCUGGUAAUACGGCUGGUGCUACUGGUGUUGCUCAACCUCAAAGCCAAACAGGAUAUGAUCAAACUCAAACGUCUGCUGCUGGUCAACCACAACAACGUCAAGCCGGAUGGAAUCAACCUUCGACUGCCGAUAGCUACCAAAACAUUGGUCAACCACAACAAGCUGAGCGUGCUCCCUCUGCUGGUGAACGUAUCAAAGGCAACAUUGAAAAGCUCGGUGGUAAAUUGAUGAAUGACCCCAACAAGGUGGCCCAUGGUGAAGAUAUUGCACAGGGUCGUCGCAUGUAA